AUGAGUCCAGAAGAACCAAGGGUUAAAAGAAAUAGCUCUGAAAAAAAAGAAGGGGCAGAUUAUUCUUAUAAAGAGGCUUUAUUGAAAUGUGAAACCGAAGAAGAGUGUGAAUAUAAAACAAAAAUAAAAAUAAAAAUAGGAAAUAAUCAAAGAAUAUUGCUACUAAUUAGACAUUAUAAAGAUGAAUAUUAUUUGAUUAUUCAUCAAAAAAAAUUAAUUGUAGCAUAUCCAAUGAUAUAUAGAAAAAUAGCUCCUCAAAAAUCAUUAUAUAGUUAUAAAGUGUUUUAUGAAAAAGGGAGUGAAAAAUAUGAAGUACAAAAUAAAAGAGGAAAAGAUAGAUGUGAUAAGUAUGAUUUUAAUAAUCAUGAAAGAACAUCAAUUCCUACCUUCGAAGGAUUUAAUAACAAACCAUUUUCCAUUUGCUGUUCUUGCAUUGAUUUUCCUCAUUUAUAUGAAUCAAUAAAUAAUAUUUAUUCUGGGAUACCAAAAAAUAUGAAGUUACAUUGCCCUCGUGAUAAUGAAACUAAUAGAAGAUUAUAUAAAGAAAGGAUAGUAUCUAUUAAAAAAAGUGUAAGACAUUUGCUUCCCUUUUAUGCCAUAUUUCGUUUUAAAAGAGAUGUGAAAAUAUUUCUUGUUUUUAAUAUUACAAUAAUAAAAAAAGAAGACAGCUUUUCCAAAUAUUACAAAUUAUAUAAAGACAAGUCUGAAUUAACUAGUUUAAGUUAUAGACACGUGUUAGAUGAAUCACCACAACAAAUAAAAUUAUUUGAUGAUAAAAUUUUUAGCAUUGAACAUUCCUCUUUUGCUUUUGAUAAUAUUAAUAUUCCUACUAUUUAUAACAACUUUUUGUUAUAUCCAUUUUAUCCAGAGGAGUUACAUAACAUCAAAUACGAUACAUUAGAUUAUGGAUGUUCUUAUAAUAAAGCUGUUAGAUUUGAAUGUAUUGAAAAUGAUGAAAAAAAAUGCGUAUAUACAAAUUCUACUUGCUUAAAAAGGUCUGUUUUAAUACCAAAAAAUUACGUUUCAGAUAAAAAUGAUGUAUGCGGAUUAAUUGGGUAUAGUGAUGAAUCUAUUGCAAUAAAUGAAAAUUGUGUAGAGUCAUCAAGAUGCAUCAGAAAUACAGUAGAGUCAUAUUUAAAUAAAGCACAAGAAAUUACAAAAGGAAAUGAAGAAAUUAUGACAAAAUUACCUAUAAUUAAUGGAAAAUAUCCACAUUAUAUUUUAAAAAAAAAAGAUUAUGACAUAGAUACACCAGAUAAAAGAACAGUCAAAUUUUUUACUGACUUAAAUAUAGAGCAUUAUAUAGCUUAUGAAUAUUUUAAAGAAGAUAGAACAGAAUAUACAAUAACUAUAAAAAAUAUAAAAAAAAAAGAUGUACUUCAAAGUUAUAAAAAUUUUGAAUAUAAAGAGAACAAUUUAAAAAGAGAUAAUUAUGGUUGUAGUUCUAAGAUAUGCAAUGACAAUAAUACUAAUAUAUUUUAUAAAACCCAAGAAGAUAAAGAAAAGUUAGAGGAAGUGAAAGAAAAUUUAUAUGAUGGUACUGUUUUUUACUUAGAAACUUUAAACGAAUUAAGAAUUAUUAAUAUUCUAUAUUCUGAUAUAUGUAAUGAAUUAAAUAAAAGUUCCUGUGGAGUACUAGUUCAUAUAUGGAAUCCCUCAAAAGAAGCAAUAAAAGCUAGGUUAAAAUUGCAAUGUAUUAUAAAUAUUGAAGAAAAAUACAUUGAUGAAAAAAAUCUUAUUUUUGAUGAAGGAGUUUAUCAAUUUUUACUUUUCUUUAAGGUACCUUUAGAUAAGUUUCAAUAUUUUAGAGAUUGCACUGUUUAUGCUUAUGGUGCUUUUAAAUUAUAUGAUAGCCAAACUUAUGUUCAUUAUAAAAAAGGAUUUUUUAGAAAUCUUUUAAAUUAUCAAACAAAUGAAGUUAGUGGUGUUAAGUUUUAUUCAGAAGGAAUAAAAAGAUUUAUUUGUUGUCAUGAGGAUGUGAAAAUUUGCAAAAUUAAGAAUAUUCCCACAUGUAAUACAAAUGAUUCUUUUAGUUUAAUCAAAAUUCUGAUUUCUAUUUUUUUAAUUUUUUUUAUUCUAAUUCCUCUUGUAUAUUAUAUUAAGAAAAAAAAAAAAAAUCGUAGCCGAAUAAAUAAUAGUAGUAGUAAUAAUGCUUCUUUUAAUAAAAAUGAAAAGGACACAUAA
Molecule: messenger RNA, 2184 nt
Organism: Plasmodium relictum
Lineage: Eukaryota; Apicomplexa; Aconoidasida; Haemosporida; Plasmodiidae
Product: conserved Plasmodium protein, unknown function
Exons: 1
Coding region: 1-2184 (727 amino acids)
Source: RefSeq, a predicted model, not a curated record